CUCGUUGGUCAGCGGACCGGUGGACGAUGUUGAGUCUAUAAAAGGCACCUAUACUCGGAAAGGGUCAGGUUUUCGACGUCUCGUUUCUCUGAGGCACUCGUAUGAACUUGAGGACAAGAGGAAGCAGGUUUUUGUGAUUUAAAACUAUAAAUCAUGCCUCUACGACCCAGAGCUUCCUCACAACCAGGGAGAGGCGGUGUGUUCCUGACCCCCAAAGUGACGACGGUUCUGCGUCCUCGAGCUCUGACCUCCAGCUCCCGCUCGGCCGUGGAGGACCAGCUGUCGUGUCCCGUGUGCUGCGAGAUCUUCGCCGACCCCGUGGUCCUGCGCUGCAGCCACAGCUUCUGUCGCACCUGCCUGAACCAGUUCUGGAACAAGAAGGUGCCCAAGCGCGAGUGUCCCGUGUGCAGGAGGAGAUGUUCGCUCACAGAGCCCACCGUCAGCCUGGUGCUGAAGAACGUGUGCGAGACCCUGGUGCAGGAGCAGAAGGGACUGAACACGCCGCCCUCGUCGCCCGGCACCGCCGCCAAGCUGUUGGACCUGUGUCCUACCCACAAAGAGCCGCUCAAACUCUACUGCCACGACGAUGAGGAGCUGCUGUGCUGCGUGUGUCACACCUCCAAGAAGCACCAAGGCCACCGAGUGUGUCCCAUGGAGGAAGCGGCACAUGACCUUAAGGCAGAGUUAAAGAAGGAGCUGGCACCGAUGAAGAAAAAUCUCCGUCGGCUUUACGAGGCCAAGCAGGAGGACGAAGACAUCACCGUCCACAUCAAGAACCAAAGGCAGCAGGCGGAGAAACGGAUCAGAGAGGAAUUUGAUGAGAUCAGACAGUUCCUGGAAAAACAGGAGCAGGCGCGGAUCGCUCUCCUGGCCGAGGAAGAGGAGGAGAAGUUGCAUCUGAUGAAGAAAAACACUGACAACCUCUCACGGGAUAUUCUGUCGUUCUCCCACGCCGUCAGAACCAUAGACGACGAAAUCGCCAACAGUGACGCUGUGUUCCUGAAGCACUACAAGUAUAUAAAGAAGAGGACACAUUUAACGUUUAAUGAACCCGAGAAAGUUCCGUCUGCUCUCAUCAAUGUGGCGAAACACGUCAGCUCUCUAAAGUUCAGCUUGUGGGAGAAAAUGCAGGCCAUGGUGGAAUACACGCCAGUGACCCUGGAUGCCAACACGGCCUACCCCUGCCUGACGCUGAGCAAAAACCUGACCCACGUCAGCAACAGCGGCAUGUUGCAGAAGCUUCCCGACAACCCGGAGCGCUUCGACCACUUCGUCUUCGUGUUAGGGUCAGAGGGUUUCGAGUCGGGACGCCACUCCUGGGAGGUGGAGGUGAAGGACAACAAUGAUUGGGUCAUCGGCGUGGUCAAGGAGUCCAUAUCCAGGAAGGGGAAAGUCUCAGGAGGUCCAGAGGCAGGUUUCUGGACCAUCGCGCUCUCUGACGGCGUUUACACGGCCAUGACGUCUCCGCCCACACAGCUGGAGCUGAGCGGCCAUCUCGAGAGAGUCAGGGUGAAGCUGGACUUCGAGGCCGGCGAGGUCAGCUUCUCCAACCCUCUGGACCUGACGCCCAUCUACACCUUCAAAGAGCACUUCACCGAGAAGAUGUUCCCUUUCUUCUGCCCUGGUGCCAACAUCAAUGGAAGCAACCCGGGUCCUCUGAAAAUCUGCCCGGUUAAAGUAGCCGUGUGGAACAGCGCCAUCUGGUAACGGGGGUUUACAUUAUUGUGCUAAAAAUAAAACACAUCUGCUGUAUAGCGUAUAGGAAAUCAAAGUGCUACGGAAAUCUUGUUUUAUGCGUAUUCUGAGUAAUAACCAAUAAACAGUUAUAUUUGUAAGAAGUGACGUGUUCUUAAUGGCUUUUACACAAUAAGAGUUCUGAUACGGCUCAUUCACAUCAUUUACAUCAUCGUUCAAAUCCCAGGAGCACCAAGCUGACCCUUCAGCAGUUUGAGCAACAGUAGCUCGUCUGUUGGAUCGGAUCACACGGGUCAGCCUUCGCUCCCCACGUCCAUCAAUGAGCCUUGACCACCCAUGACCCUGUCUCCGGUUCACCACUGUUCCUUCCUUGGACCACUUUUGAUAGAUACUGACCACUGCAGACCGGGAACACCCCACAAGAGCUGCAGUUUUGGAGAUGCUCUGAUCCAGUGGUCUAGCCAUCACAAUUUGGUCCUUCAUCACGCUUCAUUACGCUUGUCCAUUUUUCCUGCUUCUAACAUCAACUUUGAGGACAAAAUGUUCACUUGCUGCCUAAUAUAUCCCACCCACUAACAGGUGCCAUGAUGAGGAGAUCGGUGUAUUAUUUUAAAUGUAUAAAUUUAUCCCUAAUGAUCGAGCCUGAGUUGAAGGAGGUGAGGAAAAUCUCCCUGAAGAAACCUGACUCGAAGGGAACCUGUGGAUGGAUGAAGUGGUGGAUGAAGUGGUUAAAACUUGAUCAGGGUUCAAGCCCCCAAAACUGCAAAGCUGCCUGUUGGUCAAUCGAGCCAUCCCUUAACACUUAUCCCUUAUGUCGUUUCUCAUGUAAAGCUGCUUUGAGACAAUGCUCUUUGUUAAAAGGGCUAUACAAAUAAUUGAAUUGAAUUGAAUUGAAUUAACACUCCCUGCUACAGGGGGCGCUGUAUCAUAGCUGCCCCUGCGCCUUGACCCCAACUUCCUCAGCUGAGAUAUGCGAAGAAAAGUAUUUCACUGUGCUGUAAUGUAUGUGUGGCGAUAAUAAAGACUUUCUUUAUUUCUC
Molecule: messenger RNA, 2734 nt
Organism: Hemibagrus wyckioides
Lineage: Eukaryota; Metazoa; Chordata; Actinopteri; Siluriformes; Bagridae
Gene: trim35-12
Product: tripartite motif containing 35-12
Exons: 6
Coding region: 154-1707 (517 amino acids)
Molecular function (GO): zinc ion binding; protein binding
Source: RefSeq, a predicted model, not a curated record